This is a messenger RNA of Sebastes umbrosus (honeycomb rockfish), 1304 nucleotides long. RefSeq names its product solute carrier family 30 member 7 (gene slc30a7). The record is from RefSeq and is a predicted model, not a curated record. The transcript has 10 exons. Bases 78 to 1289 code for a protein of 403 amino acids. NCBI's taxonomy places the organism in Eukaryota, Metazoa, Chordata, Actinopteri, Perciformes, Sebastidae. Gene Ontology annotation, molecular function: zinc ion transmembrane transporter activity. Gene Ontology annotation, cellular component: membrane; Golgi apparatus. Gene Ontology annotation, biological process: zinc ion transport; intracellular zinc ion homeostasis; transmembrane transport.
UUUAUUGUGAAAGGCUGGCAGAGCGGAAGUGGUCCGUUAGCUUCCGGGUCUCAGUGUGUGUGUGUUCAGGUGAGAAGAUGUUACCUUUAUCUGUUAAAGACGACGAGUACAAACCCGCCAAGUUCAACCUGCUGCUGAAGCUCUCAGGAUGGUUCAGGGCGAUCCUCGCGGAUAAGACGUCCCGGAACCUGUUCUUCUUCCUCCUCCUCAACCUCUCCUUCGCCUUCGUGGAGCUCAGCUACGGAGUCUGGAGCAACAGUUUAGGUCUGAUCUCAGACUCCUUCCACAUGUUCUUUGACUGCACCGCUCUCCUGGCAGGUCUGGCAGCCUCCGUCAUCUCCAGGUGGAGAUCCAACGACAGCUUCUCCUACGGGUAUGUCAGAGCAGAAGUUCUGGCCGGCUUCGUCAACGGACUCUUCCUCAUCUUCACAGCGUUCUUCAUCUUCUCUGAGGGAGUCGAGAGAGCUCUGGAGCCUCCUGACGUUCACCACGACCGGCUCCUUCCCGUCUCUAUAGCCGGUCUGCUGGUCAACCUGGUCGGGAUCUUUGUGUUCCAGCACGGAGGCCACGGACACUCUCAUGGAGAGGAAGGUCACGGUCACAGCCACUCUCUGUUUAACGGCAGUGUGAAUCACGGAGGACACGGAGGACACGACCACCAGAACAAACACGGACACAGUCAUGAUGGACAUGACGGUCAUGGACACAGUCACGGAGGACACGGAGGACACGGUGGACACGGACACAGCCACGGCGGCCAUGAUGAGCCGCACCAUCACGACGAGCUGCUGCACACUCCGGGGAAAGGUUCCAGCAAGCAGAUCCUGCAGGGAGUCCUGCUACACAUCAUCGCUGACACUCUUGGCAGUGUCGGCGUGAUCAUCUCCGCUCUGCUGAUGCAGAGAUACGACCUGAUGAUCGCCGACCCCAUCUGCUCCAUGCUGAUCGCCCUCCUCAUCGGAGUCAGCGUGGUGCCGUUACUGCGAGAGUCCAUCGGGAUCCUGAUGCAGCGAACGCCUCCGUCACUGGACCUCGCCCUGCCCGAGUGUUACCAGAGGGUGCAGCAGCUGCAGGGAGUUUACAACCUGCAGGAGCCUCACUUCUGGACUCUGUGUACGGACGUUUACAUCGGAACAUUAAAGCUGCUGGUGGCCCCCGACGCCGACCCCCGCUGGAUCCUCAGCCAGACGCACCACAUCUUCACACAGGUACCUGAACGCAUCACACCUUCACACAUCACAUCUUCACACGGGUACCUGAACGCACCGCAUCUUCACACUGGUACCUGAACGCACCGCAUCUUC